Rangifer tarandus platyrhynchus (Svalbard reindeer) is the source of this 1599-nucleotide messenger RNA. The record is from the annotation of a GenBank genome assembly. NCBI's taxonomy places the organism in Eukaryota, Metazoa, Chordata, Mammalia, Artiodactyla, Cervidae.
AUGCUAGUACACCGGCUUCCAUGGAGAAUUACACCUCGAUACCAGCUGCGCCAUCUCUCCCUGCUGCAGCAGCAACAGGCAGCUGCUGCUGGCGCAGAAACCCGCAGUGGACACUGGAAAAACAAAGAAAAGGCCAUAGCUGAAGAGUCAAAAAAGGACGAAAAAGGGCAAGAAAAGAAACAGAAAAGUGGACUCCUACAGAAGGGCAGAGUAGCAGCGGCAGCACAUGCGGGAUCGCGACAGAGGAAGAAAGACGGGAACAUCGUAGAGCGGAGGAGAAGUACAGAAAUCAAAGCAGCACAGCAGCAGCAGCAGCGGCGGCAGGCGACACCAAGAGGUGCAGACGGUGCAACAGCAGCAACAGAUACUCAUGCAGGCCGCGAGCGGAAAGAAGAGCAGCAGUCACCUCUUUUCACAGAAGCGCUGUGGGUGCAGCAGAGCCAGCUGCCGUUACUACUCCUGCUGCUCCUGGUGCUGCUGCUGCUGCUCCAUUAUGUGUCCCGAGAAGAGCGCGGGGUGCUGCAGGUGGUACAGCUGCUGCUUCUAGAAGCGGACCAGGAGAACUGCCGGCUGUCGUACAACACAAAGCAGACCUACGAGCACAGCCGUCUCGGGGAGGUGCAACAACAUCGUCUUCCGCAGAAGCCGCUUUACGGUGUACGUGCACGGUGUUGUCUAGAAUGUUACAGGAGCGAUGACAGCAAAGGUUCCUGCGGCUACUUCUGCAGCCGUCAUAGCAGCCUCUCUUGCUGUAUGCAUACCAGCUCUUGCUGCUAUUCAUGUCUCUCGUGCUGCGUCUCAGCGUAUGUCGCCCUCACGCCCGGUGGCUACCAUUGCUGCCAGUCCCCGGCUGCUUCUUCACAGCCACCAGCCUAUGACGCGGCCAGCCGGCCCGUUGCUGCUAGUACAGUAGUCGGUGGUGCUGCUGCUGCGGCCGCUCCUGCUGCGGCCGCUCCUGCUGCUUCCGCUAGUUCGUCACAGUCGCCUGCGCACGUGGCGAGCGGGCCUGGCGGUACUGCUUCCCUAGCCGAUGAUGCUGCUGGUGCUGCGUCCCUUGCUCCUGUCUCUCCUCCACAAGCUGCCAGCCACACACUGCCUGCUGCAGAUGCUGCGGCUAUUAAUGGACGACAUUACCCAGCAUUGAAGCGGAUGCGCGAGACUAUAAACAGCCUCUGUGACCGCUUUGCUCUGCUCUUUUACUGGCUUGUUGCAUACAGAGAAGUAGGAAACAGGCGCAUGAACACUGCGGUACCAGCGGACAUGAGCAGGCAGGAAAAACAGAAUAGAUCGCUGAGAGUACACGUAUACGCUCGGAGUACCCGUGCAGGCUGGACGUCAGUUGGUUUUGUAGCUGUGUGGUACGAGCGCAAGUCUGCAACCGUAUGCAAGCAGUUGAAUAAUCCUCUAUGCACGAACGCGUAUUACCUCGUGGAACACCGUGAGAAGCGCGCCUCAGCCUCAGCAUGCACGGCUGCUGAAAAGUGCACUUGGAGUCCGAAGCACCUCAUCAAGAUCAGUUUGAUCUCCCUCUCGUCGCUGACGCAGCAGAAGGUCCUUCUCUGCGCUAACUCCAAACCCCCUGAAGCUGUCUGCCCGUGA